Messenger RNA from Wyeomyia smithii (pitcher-plant mosquito), 899 nucleotides. It is a transcript of the gene PolE4, whose product is annotated as DNA polymerase epsilon subunit 4. Gene Ontology annotation, molecular function: protein heterodimerization activity. NCBI's taxonomy places the organism in Eukaryota, Metazoa, Arthropoda, Insecta, Diptera, Culicidae. Gene Ontology annotation, cellular component: epsilon DNA polymerase complex; nucleus. The record is from RefSeq and is a predicted model, not a curated record. The transcript is spliced from 2 exons. The coding region runs from base 216 to 707 and encodes 163 amino acids.
UUCUCAAAAUGUGUGCAGAUUUUUGCAGACUUUUGCCUGCGCGCGCGAAAUUUUUUCGUAUCACGAGCAGAUGUUUUCGGUUUUUCGAGCAGUUACAGAUAUUUUUCAAAAACAUCUGGCAUCUCUUUUAAAGAAUAGGCGCAAUUCUGGUAAUUCAUUUAUAGUAAACAAUAAAAACAACAUUUUGUGCUAGUGGAACAAUUCGCAAUAAAAUAAUGGAAGCAAUCGUGAAUCGCUCAAUCACUUUCGAAUCAGAAGAAAUAGAUUUUGGUACCGAAGAACUGAGUGAACAAGAUGAAAUUUUACUGAACAACGAAGGUUCCACAGUAGUAUCAGAUAAAAAUAUAAGCUCAAAUGACGGUAACAAUGAAGCAUCUCAUGGUGACGGCUUGACACCUGCUCAAAAAGAAAGUUCAGAUGAACCUACCAGAAAUAAUGUGCAUGAACACAAAGAGCCGCGUUUAGUUAAUUUUCCACUUAGCAAGGUAAAACAGAUAAUGAAGUUCGAUCCGGAGGUGCACAUAAUUUCGGCUGAAGCUGUUUUUUUAACUACCAGAGCGGCUGAGUUUUUCGUUCAAACUUUGAUUAAAGAAGCAUACUCACAUGCCACAGCCGCUAAAAAGAAAACUAUAAACAAGCGAGAUGUAGAAUCAACUAUAGAAUCAGUUGAUACUCUAAUGUUUCUCGAAGGAAUGAUGAAUACAUAACAUAAUAUGUUCAAUGUUUUGUUGGCAAAUUAUUUCACCCCUGAACAUAAGUAUACCUACCGUAACAUAAUUAAAAAUAUGAUUAAAGUUGCCAACAUGGUGUAUGAUUGCAAAAAAUGAACUAAGACCUGUCGUUACAAUAACGUCAAUUUCCAAUUAAAAUGUUUCGUUCAAAGGUAUAUAAGGUAGGUA